AUGGGCUCUAUUGCUGAACUUUCUUCGACGCCAGCUCUCGCGGUAUGGAGCGCCGUCCCUCAGGCACCAGAAGAUGCCAUCUUCAAGCUGACAGCAUCCUACAAGGCCGACACUUACGACAAGAAGGUCAACCUCGGCGUUGGUGCAUACCGUGACAACAAUGGCAAGCCAUACGUCCUCCCUUCCGUCAAGAAAGCGCAGGCAGACUUGAUCGCAGACGAGACUGUUGAUCACGAAUACCUCAACAUCACCGGUCUUCCGGAGUUCACUAGCGCUGCUGCCAAGCUCAUCCUCGGCGCCGACUCGCCAGCUAUUGCCGAGAACCGCGUCGCUUCCGUUCAGACCAUCUCCGGUACCGGUGCCAACCACUUGGGCGCCGUCUUCCUCCAACGCUUCUACCAAUACCAGGCCUUCGGCGUCGACAGACAGAUCUACAUCUCAAAUCCUACAUGGGCCAACCACAAGGCCAUCUUCAACACAGUUGGCAUCAAGCCCGUCGACUACCCCUACUACGACGCCAAGACCAUUGCCCUCGACUUUGAAGGCUUCACCAGCACAUUGAAGCAGGCCAAAAACCAGAGUGUCUUCUUGCUGCACGCCUGCGCCCACAACCCUACUGGUGUUGACCCUACGCAGGAGCAGUGGAAGCAGAUUGCCGACAUCUUUGUUGAGAAGGCUCACUUUGCUUUCUUCGACUGCGCUUACCAGGGUUUCGCCUCCGGUGACCUUGAUCGCGAUGCUUGGGCUGUCCGUCACUUUGUUUCGCGCAAGAGCAUCCCAUUGCUCAUCUGCCAGAGUUUCGCCAAGAAUGCCGGUCUCUACGGUGAGCGUGUUGGUGCUCUCCACGUUGUCUCGGCAACGCCAGAGCAGAACGCCGCCGUCUUCUCGCAGCUUGCCGCCAUUCAGCGUUCCGAAAUCUCGAAUCCUCCUGCUUUCGGUGCCCGCGUCGUCAAGAUGAUCCUCACAGAUCCUUCACUCUUCGCCCAGUGGCAGAAGGAUGUUCAGGAGAUGGCUGGUCGUAUUAUCACCAUGCGUCAGAGCCUCUUUGAUCUCCUCACAAAGAAGUUCCAGACACCAGGCAACUGGAACCACAUUCUCAAGCAGAUCGGCAUGUUCACCUUCCUUGGUCUCAACACCAACCAGUGCAAGCGCAUGCUCGAGGAGGGUCACAUUUACCUUACUGCCAACUCGCGUAUCUCGAUGGCCGGUCUCACUACCAACAACGUCGAGUAUGUUGCCAGCUGGAUUGACAAGGUCGUUCGCGAGAACAAGUAG
Molecule: messenger RNA, 1275 nt
Organism: Ustilago hordei
Lineage: Eukaryota; Fungi; Basidiomycota; Ustilaginomycetes; Ustilaginales; Ustilaginaceae
Product: putative aspartate aminotransferase, cytoplasmic
Exons: 2
Coding region: 1-1275 (424 amino acids)
Biological process (GO): L-aspartate biosynthetic process
Cellular component (GO): cytosol
Molecular function (GO): pyridoxal phosphate binding; L-aspartate:2-oxoglutarate transaminase activity
Source: RefSeq, a predicted model, not a curated record